Messenger RNA from Prunus dulcis (almond), 1836 nucleotides. RefSeq names its product protein TIFY 8. NCBI's taxonomy places the organism in Eukaryota, Viridiplantae, Streptophyta, Magnoliopsida, Rosales, Rosaceae. The record is from RefSeq and is a predicted model, not a curated record. Gene Ontology annotation, biological process: regulation of jasmonic acid mediated signaling pathway; regulation of defense response; response to wounding. The coding region runs from base 377 to 1699 and encodes 440 amino acids. The transcript is spliced from 6 exons. Gene Ontology annotation, cellular component: nucleus.
GAAAAAAACACACAAACACACACCUCCCAACCCCAACAUAUAUUCUCACACAACCAAACAACCCAACCCCCACACUCACAGACACAGCAUUUUUAAGCAAACAGAGGAGAGAGAGAGGAAAAACUCAGAAAAGCCCAAGCACAAGUCACAAACACUUGCCCAAGAACCUUUUUCUUUUUAACGCUCUCUCUCUCUCUCUCUCUCUCUCUCUCGGUCUCUGCUCACAAAGACCCCUGAUUCUCUCUUUUUCUUUUUCAUUUUCUUUUCUCUUUUCUGAAAAUCGUGCGCUCUUUUUAUGCUCUUUACACAAACACAAUCACACUGUGUCUCCAGCUAGCAAAUAAGCUUUGCAGAGUGGUAUGGCUAUGGGGAUGAAAUGGCUGUACUGAUAAUGGCUCAGCAAGGCGUGCCCAACAAUGCCACUACUAACAACAGUAGCCAGCAGCAGAAACAGAAGCAAGAAGAGCAGCUAUUGAAGCCCAUCUUUCAUGACUUUCUGGGCAUGAAGCCUGGUGAUUCCCCUGUUGUUUUGGCCCCCAAAGCCUCUGAUUGUAGGCUCUCUGAGGUCUCACCCUCAGCUUCUGCUUCACUUGGGGCUUCUUCGGGUGGUGGCCGUGGGCCCAUCUCUACCACCUCUGAUCUGGGUUCUGAAAGACAAGCUGGAAAUCAUCUUGAGGGUGUUCCAUUCUAUGGCCCGAGGAGUGAUAUUUCUGGGCCUGAGAUAAGUAACAGGUUACUAGGAAGUAAGAGGAGUAAUUCGGACUCCACUUUUAAGGGCUCAUCCAGAGAUGGGGUCCCUCAUACCGGUCCUGACUCCCUUGAGAGCUUGCAUUUGAUGAAGAUGCUUCGAAAUGGACCAGGGGGAGAGCGACCUAGAAGGUCCAAUGACGAUGAAGCAGUCUUUGCUACACAGCCGCUGAGGCCAACUUCUGCCUCACAUAUUUUUCAGCCUCCACUUGGUGGUAGAGUUGAUACCAAUAUUUCCAAAUGGGACAGAUCUACUCCCAUGAAUCUGGGUGCUGCGGUACAGUACCCUCCACGAGGAGGUCAUUUCGUACCCUUUGUGCAUCAAUUACCUUCAAACAGAUUUAGGGAUGCCAAUGCCAGUCCAGCUAAUAUCUCUCAAUCAGCUGCUGAUGAGGGAUCUAGAACUGGAAUCAAAGGCCCGGGAAUUUUGAGUUCCAUUAAUGCCAGCAGUAGUGCUCCUGAAAGAAACUCUUCUGGGGUGCUGCCUAGUGGCAGCAGGCAGAAAUCUGGGACUAAUAUUUUAGAGCCAGAACCUUCUACUCCAAGUCGACAUGGAUUUACGUCUGCUGGUCGGCAGAUGACCAUAUUCUAUGGCGGUCAAGCUCACGUCUUUGAUGAUGUCCAUCCAAACAAGGCUGACGUUAUAAUGGCCUUAGCUGGAUCAAAUGGAGGAUCUUGGUCGACAACAUACUCACUAAAACCUACUACGAGGCCGGGCAGUGAAAAUCACAUGCCUAGUGGAGAGGUUGAAGCUGGUACUGCAAGUAACAUAGCAUUGUUAAGAGAAUACCGUGGUAGGUUAUGCAUUCCUGGAAAUUCUAGUCAAGCAGUGGGUUUUGCUGAUCGAGUAUUGACACCGGCAGGUGGCCAUCAAGGCAGCAAUUUAGCCAAAGAUACGAGAAACACAAUUCAAGCAGCAGAACCCAGUUCUAAAGAGAAAAAUGAUCCUUGAUGUUACAGAGUUUUCAUGUUUUGAAUCUAGGAUACAGUAAACCUUUCACCCUUGUAGUUUGAUUGGUAUUUCAAUUUGGUCCCAACUUUUCCAAUUGAACAACAUUAAUCCUAAAAUUUUGAAUUUGUGUUGAAGCC